AUGCUCAAGCGAUGGUUCCGGUUUGUCGGCAGUGUCAGGACCCUUCAGGAGGUUGACCCUCUUGUGACGGGGACCAAUUUCAUGAUACGCGCGCCAGUGUUAAUGGUCAGCAGCUCUUCGCUCGCGCUGCUUUGCGAAUCGUUCCAUAUGUUCUCGAGGGCUCACUUGUCCUCUUUGCUCCAGAGGCAUCGUAUGCGCAUCACAUCACUGACUAAUGCCGAGGCGUUGCGUCAGCUGCGCGCUCACCUGAACGAUUGCAAUUGCAUCCCGGACAUCUAUAUAUUCGCCGAGCUAGGAUCCCAGCGUCGUGUCGAGCGCCGAGUCUCUCGUAGGGCGGAUACUCGUUCUCUUGCCACGCGUAAGACUGCACGAUCUUCCCGGCCGGUACCCGUGCCACUGCAUGCUGACGAUUUACCGAUGCCGUUCCUUCAAGACCCUGACGUUCAUCCAGACCUUUUCCCCGAGCAAUACGAUGAGAAUCUUCGAAACAAGAUUAUAUAUGAGUGGCAAUGCAUGAUGCAACCAGUCCAAUGGGAGAGGGAGACGUGUGCGGUGUGCGGGCAGCAGCACUUCAAGGACGUGCUCCUGGUGCGCGACGUUCUAGACGAAGAGCUGGAGUUAUUACAGGACCACUCUCUACCGCCAGAGUUGAGACCCGUGGACUAUGAUCUGAGCUCGUAUCGAUAUGCUCUUCUACAUCCUGCUGGCAUCGUUAUCCGCCGCCAAAGGGGGGUACUGCGACUGUGCAAGAGUUGUUCCGCGUCUCUGAAACGCCGAAAGAUGCCAAAGGACGCGCUUGCCAAUAAACUCUACUAUGCACAUGAUAGGUUACCGCCUACGGUGAAAGAAGCCUUUCAGAAUUCUAGCCUUGCUGACAAGAUGUAUACAGCUGGCUGUCGCAUGACUCGUAUCACAUUCCUCAUAGAGAAUCCCGAUGAGUCGAAGAAGCACAUGCCUGCCCAAGGGAUGAACAGAGGACAUUGUGCGUUCAUUCCUCAAGAUUCGGGGACCCUAUCUUGCAUGCUACCUCCUGCGCCAGAUGAUCCCUCGCUAGGUAUCUGUGUUCUAUUCGUUGGACAGGGAGUUCCGCCUACCAAGGAGACCAUCUCAACUAUAUUGCGUCCUUUGAUAUGCAAUCUCUCCAUUGUCAAGGUGAUCUCGCAGUUUCUUGCUACAUCGAACCGUGCUUACAUAGAGAGAAACAUUGUAUACAGUGAAGACAAUCUGAAGGAUAUCGGCUCUGCUUUUCCAGGUAGCGUUCUCGGGUUACCUCGUAACGUGCAAGUGAGCGUGCUUGACUCUGAGUCUGCCUCCACCGUACAUCGUUCUAUGCAAGGCGGAUAUUCAAACGUCGACCGAGCAGAGCUCAUCAUCCCUGCCAAUGAAGUCUUUAUCCAAAACGUUGGGUAUGCAAGUGACUCUCAAAGCUCCAAGGCAUCGACCGCCGCAAAGGCACUCGCGCUUGAUUGGGUGCUAAACAAGAAACCUUUCGUUCAAGUUACCGACGGUACAAAACUAUUCUCGGACCGACACCCAGACGCAUUGACGUUGACACACCCGCAUCUUGAUCCCUAUUCCCUCGGAGGGUUCUUGCACGAAGAACGUACUGGACACAGACACUUAUCUAUGCAACGGCAGCUCAGGAACAUGAUUCUCAUGAAGGACGCACCGUUUGCCGCGGACCCCAACUUCGCCUACGUCUUCUUCAAUGCUAUACAGCGUACUCAGACAUCAACUGCGGCUACAUUCAAGGUAGCAGAAGAGCAAUACGCGUCGUUCGCCGAUACACUACUGGAGAAUCGAGGUAUGCUUGAAGUACUGGAAGCGAAAUACCGUACAAAUCCGGACGCAGAACCUACUACAUCCGGUGAACGCAAGUUGGUCAAUGCAAUGAACCAACUUCGCGUAAUGUGCAAGGACGUCAUGGGAUCUAACGCCUCUCGUACCAGAAUGCGUACCAAGGUGAAAGCUCUUCUCAAGUCAUUUGGAUGCCCAACUCUCUUUGUUACGUUGAAUCCCACUGACGUACUGUCUAAACAACUGCAUGUGCUGUGUGGUGGAAAGGCCGACGAAUUUGCGCGUCUGAGUGACUACGAGCGCACGAAGCAAGUUGUCGAGCAUCCCGCAGAAACGGCUAUCUGGUUCGAUCUAAUCAUAAAGUUGUUCAUUAAGAUAAUACUGCGUCACGGCUCAGACGAACCUGGCCUUUUUGGGACAUCUGAAGCUUACUUUGGAUCGGUUGAAGCGCAGGGUCGUGGUUCGCUGCAUUGCCAUAUGUUACUCUGGUGUAAAGGAGGUUUAUCUCCGCAAGACGUACGCGAUAAGAUGGACUCCAAUCCGGCCUUUCGCGAUCGGAUGUUUGGGUGGUUGGAGUGCAUUAUCAAGUGUGAGUUGCCCGGGAUGACAGAGGUCCUCAGGGAACCGCCCGGACAACAGCUGAAGAAUCCGAUGCGCUACACGGAAGGUAGGCCUGAGCUCGAUGUUCCGCCGAUCAUACCUAAUCCAGAACAGAUGUCACUGGAAGAGAGAGAGCUGUUUCAAGAGCGAUUCCAGAAUUUCGUUCAUGAUCUGGCGUGUGCUUUCAAUUGGCAUAAGCACCAUCCGACUUGCUGGAAGUACUUGAAGCCUGGUCAGCCAAAGACUGAUGCGAACUGCAGGAUGCGCAUAGACGGUAGUACCCAACCUAUAACCGGUCUGGACGAGGAGACCGGCUCCAUCUUGCUGCGGCGCCUGCAUCCAUGGAUCAAUAACUUCAACGAUGUCGUACUCUUUCUGCUUCAGAGCAAUAUGGACGUCAAAUACAUAGGGUCCGGUCAGGCCGCAAAGGCACUAGUGUACUACAUAACAGAUUAUAUCACCAAGGGUACCUUACCUAUGCACAUUGGUCUAGCAGCGGUCAUUUCGGCUAUCAAGAAAAUGUCCGAUCCUACGGCGGCGAUGGAUGAUUCGAUGGACGAAUCCACCGCGACAAGUGUACAACGGCGCAGAUUCCUCAUCAAAUGUGUGAAUGCUAUGAUGGGUCGACUCGAACUCUCGCAUCAACAGGUGAUGAGCUAUCUCGUAGGCGGUGGAGACUGUUACAGUAGUCAUCAGUUCGCAUCUCUAUACUGGGGAGACAUGAGCAAGUUCCAUCCAAAGGCCACUGGUUGA
This is a messenger RNA of Peniophora sp. CBMAI 1063, 3150 nucleotides long. NCBI's taxonomy places the organism in Eukaryota, Fungi, Basidiomycota, Agaricomycetes, Russulales, Peniophoraceae. The record is from the annotation of a GenBank genome assembly.